CUCUCUGUAACAACACCACUACCAUGGCCAAACGCCGCAUAAAACGCCGCACCCACACCGGCGCUCCCGGCCGCCCCUCCGCCCCCGCCUCCACCACCGGUCGAAAUGCCCCCUCCAAACCCGGCUCCCGCGACCCCAAAUCCAUGGUCAUCCGCGUAGGCGCCAACGAUGUCGGCCCCAGCAUCUCCCAACUCGUGCACGACGUGCGCAGCAUGCUCGAACCCUCGACCGCCUCUCGGCUCAAAGAGCGCCGAUCGAACAAAUUGCGCGAUUACACCACCAUGGCCGGUCCACUGGGUGUAACGCAUUUGCUGCUAUUUAGUAGGAGCGGCAGUGGGAACGUGAACAUGAGAUUGGCGUUGACGCCGCGAGGUCCGACACUGCAUUGGAGGGUGGAGGGGUACAGUCUUUGCAAGGAUCUGUAUAAGUCUAUGAAGAGGCCAAUGAGCGGAGCAAAUGAGGUUCAUCUGACGGCACCGUUGUUGGUGAUGAACAACUUCUCCUCGCACUCGAAAGAUGGUGCGGAGGGUGGGCAGGAGAAGGCGAAGGCGAAGGCAAUACCGAAACAUCUCGAAAACCUAACAACAACCAUUUUCCAAUCCCUCUUCCCGCCCAUCAACCCGGCCACCAUGCCCUUGACCAGGAUAAAGCGCGUCUUACUCCUCGAUCGUGUCAACUCCCCCUCACCAUCCACCACAGACUCCGACUCCGACUCAGCAAGCUACAUCCUAAACCUACGCCACUACACCAUAACCACCCGCCCCACCAAAUCCCUACCCAAAGCCCUGCGCCGUCUCGAUCCCUCCUCACACCCCAGCAAACACCACGGACGGAAUGGGAUCCCCAACCUAGGCAAACUGAACGACGUAGCCGACUACCUCCUCGACCCCCACGCAGCGGACGGUUUCACCUCCGGGUCUGAAUCCGAAGCAGAAACAGACGCGGAAGUCGAAGUCCAAACCCUCACGCAAAAGCCACGACAACGCCAUCCAGCAAAGUCCUCUGACAAACCCGACCGAAGAAACGGUUCGGGACCGCGGGUGGAGAAGAAAGCGAUCAAACUCCAUGAACUUGGUCCAAGGUUACGACUGAGGUUAACGAAAGUAGAAGAAGGCGUGUGUGGUGGUAAAGUGAUGUGGCAUGAGUAUAUCCACAAGUCCGCUGAAGAAGUGCGGGAGAUGGAGAAAGUACAUGAGCGGCGGAGACAGGAGAGGGAGGCUAGGAAGGCGGAGCAGAGGGCUAAUGUUGAGAGGAAGAGGGCUGAGCGCAGAGCGAGUGGGAAGGCUGGGGAGGGUGAAGAAGACGGGGAGGAGGAGGAUGAUUUUGAUGAGGAUGAGGACGAUGAUGUGUGGCAUGAUGAGGACGAGGAUAUGGAUGGGAUGGAGGAUGUUGAGCCUGGCGCGGAGGACGAGGAUGAGGAGAUGAAUGGCGACGAAUGAGACGACGAAGACCCCGAAGCAACGUGAGGCGGAGGUUGCGUCGUGACUGUGAAAUUAUGAUUGUUUUGCUUCGCACAUGAGAUACCCGCUCGAACGCUAUCAAUAAACCUUUCAGUUCGAACUUGAUAUGCGCACUCAUACCAUAUCUUCAGCUGCUCUCCUCCUCUCACCGUGGGCACGGCUACCUUCCGCUCCCGCCGCCGGACCCGCAGACCGCACGAUCUCAUCCACAAACCUCUCCGCCGCAGACGAAGGGGACGCAUCGCUGCCCUUACGUCCACGGUUGCGAGACUCCCACGCGCCCUCCCCAUUGUUUGCCUGCUCCGCAGUGCCGUCCCUCUCCACCAAAUUUUGCUGC
Molecule: messenger RNA, 1797 nt
Organism: Baudoinia panamericana UAMH 10762
Lineage: Eukaryota; Fungi; Ascomycota; Dothideomycetes; Mycosphaerellales; Teratosphaeriaceae
Exons: 1
Coding region: 24-1439 (471 amino acids)
Biological process (GO): ribosomal large subunit assembly; rRNA processing
Cellular component (GO): preribosome, large subunit precursor
Molecular function (GO): rRNA binding
Source: RefSeq, a predicted model, not a curated record